Molecule: messenger RNA, 2114 nt
Organism: Ziziphus jujuba (common jujube)
Lineage: Eukaryota; Viridiplantae; Streptophyta; Magnoliopsida; Rosales; Rhamnaceae
Product: protein PHYTOCHROME KINASE SUBSTRATE 1
Exons: 1
Coding region: 449-2068 (539 amino acids)
Biological process (GO): phototropism
Source: RefSeq, a predicted model, not a curated record
AUUAGCCAACCAACCCUUAUAUCCUCUCAUUUUGAAGCUUAUAUCUUUCUUUUGUAUCAAAAUUCUUCUUCUUUGUAUUAUAUUAUUCAGUUGUAAACAAACAUUGCACCAAAUUGAGCUCGUUCAUGUCAAGUUUCUUUCACUUUGGUACUUUUUGGAACAUCAUCGUCACAAACCUUCUUCUAAUAUGAAAAUAUUGUGUCUUCUCGAUAAAGAAAACUUUGUUCUUUUACAUAAUCCUUUAGACUUUUCACUUUCCAAAGAUUUUCAUCAAUCUUUCUCUCUUAAGUUCUAAAUUUUAUAUUCUUAAGUCUUUUUCAUUUUCUUCUUUUUUUGUACUUGUGUGCUUCAUAUCUAGUUUUCCCAAGCCUCUACAAAACAGAUUCUGAAUCUAGGUCAUUUUCUCUUUUUUCUUCCGCAUAUUUUCUCUGAAAAUUCUGUGAUUUCCAUGGAUAUGGUUACUCAAACAUCAGCUAGUCUCUCUCAAAGUUUUCCUUUCCAAACCAACACAAAAGACACAGAUGCCUCUUUCUCUUCAUACUCAAGCAACGCCAAGGAAGCCUUCAUACACAAUCUCAGCGAAUCAAGUCGAAAACUAAGUCCCAUCAAUAUCAUCCCCACAACCCAAGAAGACUCUGAAAACUUGAGAAGAAAAAAGGAACAAGAUGAAGAAAUUGGAGUUUUUGGAGCUGAAAAGUACUUCAAUGGAGUAAUCGACCAGGAAAGUCCAAGAAUUGCAAGCAACAUAGGAAGUGCAAGAAAGUACAAUUACACGAAAGAAGAACAAGUCAAUUCUGACCAAAUGAAAACAAAAAUUCAAUUCGGAACUCCUAGCGUUCGAUCCGAAUCAAGUUGGAACAGCCAAAGUAUUCUGUUGCAGAGUAAGAUGAUCAAAAAUCCUUACAGAAAAAAGAAGAACCACAAGAUGAUUAAUGGGAAGAACUUUUUCUCAAAUCUUGGCUGCAACUAUUGCUCUUGUUCUGAUAAAAAUGCUAUUGACAUAAACGAAGAUGUGGGCGAAAUCAGCUUCAAGAAGAGCAAUAAUAAUAAUAAUAAUGCAAAUUUCGGCCUGGUACAUGGAAAAUCCAGCACAGUUUCACCCAUCAAAACCACCAGCCUCAACUAUGUUGAUAAUCAUGCAGUUCAAAUCAACAAAUCAUCAUCCAUAUUGGAGAACAAAAUCAAAGAGGAAAUGAUGAACAUGAACAACAGAAGGCUCCAACGAGAACCAUGUUUCAGCUUCCCAAGCUCCAAACAUGGUGUGGGAAAUAAUAAUUUCCCAGUCGCCAAUAUUCAAUUUCAAGAAGAUCAUGAUCAAGACAAGCUGAGGAAGUCACUUGAGGUGUUUGGCUCUCCAGUUAUGGAAAAAGGAAACCGAUCUCUAAGCCUUGAAAGGAGGUUAACAAUGUUAUCUUGGGAUACAACUCCAAGAGUUGCAGAAGAAAUCGAAUGCAAUCCCGAUUCAACUACGAUCUACCAUGAUUCCGAAAGCGAUGCGAGCUCGGACUUAUUUGAAAUUGAGAGCCUCACAGGGAAAACAAACAAUAAUCCAUUUCUUACAAGGAUUCCAUCAGAUGAUAUCUCUGGAUGUGUCACCCCCACAACAUGUUAUGCACCGAGCGAGGCUAGCAUAGAAUGGAGCGUGGUCACUGCCAGUGCUGCAGAUGUGUCGAUCAUGUCGGAUUGCGAAGAGCAAAGAUCAGCAAUUCAUAUGUACAGUCCAACGAAAACUACUGCUGUUGCAAUACCAGAUAAUAUUGCUAAAACUAAUGCAAUCAACAAAGAGAUUCAAAGACGUAGAUCGAGUAAUAUCCUUUUAGGUUGUAAGAGUCAGAAAGCUGUGAGAGUUGCUGGAGAUGCUUAUAGAACUAAUGAUCAUAACAAGACUUUUUAUCAUGUCGACCACCAUGCUCGUCGAAGAUCUGAUUCCAACAUAUCCAUGACAAGGUUUCAAGGUGAGAAUAACUUGAUGGAUUUCGGCCCAAGAUUAGGGCAACAUGUUCUUCCUACUCACUCUCUCCCUCGUUUAAGCUCGCCGCGUAAUUCACAUCUUCUGUAUAUUCAGUAGUCUUUCGAUAAUAUUCAUCAAUAGAUGUAAUAUAUGUUUCAAGAAA